CAUAGAAAUGACAAACGCCACUUUUUUUCCAAGGAGCUCGGCCAACGAUCAAUAUCUGCGCCACCGUUCAAGUCGCCGCCUCCGCCGCCUGGUUGCGUACCUUGAUUCUACGAUUAAUUGAUAUAGUGUAAAAGGCUUCAAUGGCAACAAAAAGAGGAAGACCGCGUGGAGAGGAACAGAAUUGCAGUGAUAAAAUCGCCUCACUGAAAGAGAAAGACGAGGCAUUUGACAACUACGAAUCUGAAAGGCAAUGUACUGCAAUCAGAGCUCUCCGGGAUGUUGAAAUCGAACAUUUUAGCACUGUGCUGCAGUUACUUCGUUCGUAUUUCAGUGAAGACCAGUUGCAGAUUCCUGUAUUGCAGUUUUUCGAUGAAAAACUAACGAACCUAACCCUUGAAAAGACUGGAGAGGAUGGCCAGUAUGAAGUGAAAUCGAAAGGGGAAGCUGUGGAUGUGGACCAUGGUGAUAAAAGAACAAUACAUUCUGCUCUUCUACGUCGCUUGUCAUUAGCUUAUCCUGAUUUCUCCUCAGGGAUUCCUUCUCUAUGUGGCUUCAAAUUUUCAAAUCAAGCUGUGAAAACAAGCCUUUUUGUUGCUGAUAAACUAGAGACCAGGAGUCUCGUUUUUGACGAGCCAUCCGAAUCACAAAUGUUAGAACUGAAGGAUAACCUGUAUACUCCAAAUGUUAGUAACCAUCGAUUGUCAGUUGGGGUAACCCCCAAAACCACGAGGCUUCCAAAAUAUGGCGAGAUGCUUCUGUCCAUACGUGGCUCACCCCUCGGUGUCUUCAAGGAAGAUAACAUGGAAACUAUAAAAGAAAGCGAAGAUGGUUGAACUACGGGAGCCAAGACGAAGCAUUUCAGUGACUUAAAGCGAGGUAAACGCUACAAUGUAAAUAUGUGGAACUUUCUAGCCCAAGUCAUCCCUGUUGAGUUUUUGUUUUCGUUUUCGUUUUCGUUUUCUUGCUGCUUGUCUAAAAAGGAUUUGUGGUAGUCUUAUAAGUUCGUAGUUUCUUCGUAAUAUACAAGUAGUAAUAGUAAUCAAAUAUUAAAAAAAUUACUCCGUAUAACUUUGUGCCUAAAAUAGUUGUAGCUGUGAAAAUAUAAAAAGGUAAUCCUUAAAAUUUAAAUCAUAAUGUGUUUUAAUCUUCUUCAUAUUUUAUAACUGGUCCUUUUUUCUGGAAAAUGUAAGUCUGAAAAUUUAGAACUUAUUUAAAAUCAUGUAAAAAGAUCACGUUUUCAUUUCCAAUGAAGAGAACAAUGUACAAAUUUCUAGUAUUUCUAACAUUUACCAGAUCUGGCAGGUUUUUUCAUUUAUCAUUGGAUUUUUUUAUUAAUAAAGUAAUAAUUUGAAAGGUAGUUUAGCAAUACAUCGCAUCUUAGCAAAUAUUUGGAUGCAUCCCAUUAUUAAUUGCUUCAUAUGAAACAUGUAAUCGAUCACAUUUAAAUAUUCUGGUACCUAAUUGUCAUAAGGAAUUCUGUUGUAACCGAUUUUGCAAUUGA
Salvia splendens (bonfire salvia) is the source of this 1501-nucleotide messenger RNA. RefSeq lists its product as uncharacterized. NCBI's taxonomy places the organism in Eukaryota, Viridiplantae, Streptophyta, Magnoliopsida, Lamiales, Lamiaceae. The transcript has 7 exons. Bases 141 to 833 code for a protein of 230 amino acids. The record is from RefSeq and is a predicted model, not a curated record.